UCACUAAACAUUAGUCGUUUGUCGUUUAAUAUUUUGCGGCUUCUCAUAAGUUUUAUCGGAAUAAGUCUACUAUGAGUUUUCUGUAUACUGUAAUUUAGUAGAAGUUAUUUUAAAAUAGAGUUAGUCGUAAGAAUUAUUUUAUUUAUAUUUUCUAUUUAACAUAUAAUAAUACACGUAAGAUAUAAUCAAAUAUAAAAGCAUGUGGCGGCAUCAGCUGUGGAAGGUAAUACUCCUGCUUUUCUUGUGUAUACAUCUAUCAUCUCAAGUAAAAAAACAAAAAACGUCUGUUAUAUCAGACAUUGAUGACAUCAAAGACUUUAAAAAGUUACUGAGAACAAAAACAAAUGUAUUGGUUUUCUUUAUGAACAACAACAAAGCAUCGCAAUCAAGUUUAGAUAUAUUUAAAGAAGCAGCUGACACCAUGAAAGGACAAGCUACAUUGGCAGUAAUUGAUUGUUCUGGAAGUGAAAGUAAAAAGUUAUGCAAGAAGUUUAAGGUGCCUAAUGAUAAGCCUUACAAACUCAAGCAUUACAAAGAUGGUGAAUAUCACAAGGACUAUGAUAGAGGGAUGACACUUAGUGCCAUGGUUAACUUCCUUAGAGACCCGACAGGUGACCUGCCUUGGGAAGAAGACCCACAAGCUGCAGAUAUUGUUCACUUAGCUGAUGCUGAUGCUUUAAACAAAUUCCUUAAAAAAGGAAUCGCAACGAACAAAAAAUCGAUGAUUAUGUUUUAUGCGCCAUGGUGUGGUUAUUGUAAGUCAAUGAAACCAGACUAUGUGGCCGCUGCAACUGAUUUGAAGGGUGAAGCAUUUUUAGCAGCUAUGGAUGUUUCAAAACCAGGAAAUUCUAAAAUCCGUCAAAUGUUCAAUAUAACUGGAUUCCCGACCCUUUUAUACUUCGAAAAAGGGCAGCUCAGGUUUCCCUACAACGGAGAUAACAAACACCAAGCAAUUGUGGACUUUGUGAGGGAUCCUCUGUUUCAACAGCAGAAGAAAAAGGAGGUCGCCGAUGAAAGCUGGUCUAAGGAUUCUGACGUUGUACAUUUGACUGCUCAAACAUUCGACGCCGUAUUAUCAAAAACAGAACAUGCUUUGGUUGUUUUCUACGCUCCGUGGUGUGGACACUGCAAACGAAUUAAACCGGAAUUUGAAAAAGCUGCAACUAAGAUCAAAAAUGAGAAGAUAAAUGGUGUAUUAGCAGCAGUGGAUGCAACAAAGGAACCCGAUUUAGCAUCUAGAUUUGACGUCAAAGGUUACCCGACAUUGAAAUACUUCAACCGAGGCGAGUACAAGUAUGACGUUGGACACGCUCGUCAGGAGGAACAAAUUAUUGCAUUUAUUAAGUCACCACAAGAGCCGCCGCCCCCUCCACCCCCAGAGACACCCUGGUCUGAAGAGGAGUCAGCUGUCCGUCACCUCGACUCAUCAAACUUCCGCUACGUCCUCCGGAAGAUCAAACAUGCCAUUGUUAUGUUUUACGCACCUUGGUGUGGUCACUGUAAAAGUACGAAACCGGAGUUUGUUAAGGCGGCCGAUAAAUUCGCAGAUGAACUAAUGGUUGCUUUCGCAGCAGUGGAUUGUACACAGCAAAAAGAUUUAUGUGCAAACUAUGAUGUCAAGGGAUACCCCACUAUUAAAUACUUAAGCUACUUUGAUAGGGUGAUCCAGGAUUACAGUGGGGGGAGAAAGGAAGCAGACUUCGUAUCGUUCAUCCAAAGUCAGAUGGAUGGUCCACCUCAGACGGUGAAAAGCAACCAAGAUGCUGGUUUCGGAGUUAACGUGGUCUUAGCUGAUGAUGGAAACUUCUUCGAUAUGAUAUCCUCGCCCUCGCCUACAUUUGUAAUGUUUUAUGCCACAUGGUGCGGACACUGUUCAACAGUGAAACCAGCGUACAGUCGUCUAGCAACUAAAAUAAAGGGGGAAAACAGUAACAUAAAAAUCGUGGCAGUUGAAGCCGGCGAAAAUUCAAAAGUUUCUGAUUUUGCUGGAAUCCAAACACUACCAACAUUCAAGAUAUACAAAUUUGGUAAAUAUUUAGCUGAUUACGAAGGCGAUAGGUCUACAGAAGAUAUGUAUAAAUUCUGCAAGUCACACUCUAACGCGAAAGAUGAGUUGUAAUGAUGAUGGCGGAUAACAAUGUUUUUUGUAACUUUUAGUAAGUAAUUUUUAAACGUAAUAUAGUCCGGUUUUCUACAAUUCCACUUACAUUUGAAA
Messenger RNA from Melitaea cinxia (Glanville fritillary), 2215 nucleotides. Its product is annotated as protein disulfide-isomerase A5. The coding region runs from base 200 to 2119 and encodes 639 amino acids. Gene Ontology annotation, molecular function: protein disulfide isomerase activity. Gene Ontology annotation, cellular component: endoplasmic reticulum. Lineage: Eukaryota; Metazoa; Arthropoda; Insecta; Lepidoptera; Nymphalidae. The record is from RefSeq and is a predicted model, not a curated record. The transcript is spliced from 12 exons. Gene Ontology annotation, biological process: protein folding.